AUGAACCUAUUUGAUCCCACGUCGGCAACCUACCCCGGCUCUAAUUGGCUAGGCGUCUUCGCCGGAUAUAUAGACUCAUCAGAAGCGCUUGCGAUAAUCCGCAUUAUUGGUGGUGUCAAUCUCUUCUACAGCCCGUUGUGGCAGAUUGGCUCAGGUGUCCUAACCAACGGUCUCUGUCACGUAGAUGCCAACACGCAGCGAGACUUUGUUCCGGUCGAUAAUUACUGGUCUUACAGAGUAACAUCCUGUACCUUGGUCUUUGAAGAUCCCUAUACAACUGGCCGCUGGAAACGGGAAGCCGACAUCGAGGAAGACAGCUACACUGGGCCCGGCCAUUUACAUCCUAGUCUCUGGCAAGUUAAAGGUACAGUAGAGUCCCGGGUCUUUUGA
Messenger RNA from Penicillium taxi, 390 nucleotides. RefSeq lists its product as uncharacterized. The coding region runs from base 1 to 390 and encodes 129 amino acids. The transcript has a single exon. Lineage: Eukaryota; Fungi; Ascomycota; Eurotiomycetes; Eurotiales; Aspergillaceae. The record is from RefSeq and is a predicted model, not a curated record.